Trichomycterus rosablanca is the source of this 1642-nucleotide messenger RNA. RefSeq names its product elongin-A-like. Gene Ontology annotation, cellular component: nucleus; elongin complex. Gene Ontology annotation, biological process: transcription elongation by RNA polymerase II. The coding region runs from base 1 to 1509 and encodes 502 amino acids. Lineage: Eukaryota; Metazoa; Chordata; Actinopteri; Siluriformes; Trichomycteridae. The transcript has 11 exons. The record is from RefSeq and is a predicted model, not a curated record.
AUGGCGUCUACAGACGUGAAAAAAGUGCUACAGCUGAAACAUCAGCUAAAAGAGUGCACCGAGGGAACCACGCUGCUAAAAACUUUAAAAAAGCUUCAAGAACUGGACAUUACCCUUGAUAUUCUGGCUGAGACUGGAAUUGGUAAAGUUGUGAACUCCUUUCGCAAGCAUGAUGAUGCCGGUGAAAUUGCUAAAUCGUUAGUACAUCAAUGGAAAAAACUGGUUCCGAAAGAUCCCUCAUGUGUGCAGCCUCACCCUCCCUCGCUAAAGGAACCAGCAAAGCCAGAAAGUGAACAAAUGAAUGAAGAAGAAGAGAGUCAGGCUUCAAAAAGGACCUCACCUGAACGGAAUAACAAACAUGAAGAUUUUGGUCCUGAAUACAAACCAUCAAGGGAUCUGGAUGCUAAAAGUAAAGUAAAACCAAGCACUAGCAAACUGAGAGACGGCACUGAUUCUGAAAAUAAGGAUAGUACAAAGAAAGACCCUGUGGACCUUGUGUUGCAGACUUCUAAGAACUCUGUCCAGUCAAUUGAAAAAUCAACCAGUUACCACCACUCUGAGCCUAAAGAAGGCAGACUUAAAAAAGUUUCUGAUAUAACAAAUAAGCAUAGAUCCAGUAUGUCCACAAAACGAAAACCUGACUCUAUAAAAGAAGAUUUCAUUCAGAGUCGAGAUGUAGGGAGAAAAGACAAUCAAGGGAAGAAAAGGAAAGAAAAGGACAUUGAAAAUGAUGACUUUGAAGUGCCAUCCAUGUCCUUUGAGGAAUACUUGAGUUAUGAUCUCGAGGCCCCCAAGCGAAAGAAGAAAUCAUGUAAUGCAAAGGACCUGAAAGGUCUCAAACCUGACCAAAACGAGUUCGUCAAACAGCAUUCCUCAAGCAGGAAGUCAAGCAGUCCUGUAACAGAAGCACUACCUACAUUGGCCCCAAAGCCAAAUGUGAUGGACCUACUGAAGGUUCCUUUGCCUACAAUUUUACCAGAGGAUGAGGAUUUUUCUCAGCAUCGGGAUUUCAUGGAUAAGAGAGUUGAAGAGAAGACCGCAGAUGUUUGUGAAGCCCCUGUGUUUACUGGUCAGCGGAUGAAUAAAAAGAUGCUGGUGUACUCUGGAAGUAAGACUGCGUAUCUUCCCACCAUGAUGACGCUGUAUCAGCAAUGCAUCCGGACCUUACAGAACAACAUUGAUUUGCUGUAUGAAAUUGGAGGUGUUCCAUUUGAAAUUUUGGAGCCUGUGCUGGAGCGCUGUACGCCAGAGCAGUUGCUGCGAAUCGAAGAGUGCAAUCCUGUAAGAGCGAGACGAAGACAGUGCAUUUACUGCUGUCCUGUUGCAAAGUUGCUUGCCAGUGUGAAGAGUAAUGAAAAUAAGGGAAGACCAUGUGUCAAUGAGCCUGCUAUGCCCUCCAGCACCAGCUCAGGAUCCAGCCAGCCUCAAGAACCCAAAAAGAUCAAAAGAGUGGCACCCAUGAUGGCCAAGUCUUUAAAAGCCUUUAAGAAGCAGCUUGGACGCAGAUAAACAGAUUUUUGAUGACCAAUUAUUACACACCAAUGUGAACAACUGUAAGCUACUUUCAUUUUGUUAUAAAGCCUUAGCAGACUGAAUCUGCAUUACUUUUCGUUUGGAUUAACUACAUAUUUUUUUAUAUAGA